This is a messenger RNA of Spodoptera litura, 2542 nucleotides long. NCBI's taxonomy places the organism in Eukaryota, Metazoa, Arthropoda, Insecta, Lepidoptera, Noctuidae. The record is from RefSeq and is a predicted model, not a curated record.
AGUGUAUUUAUACUCUUUCGUUUAUUUUUUACUUAAUCAAUGGGAGAACAAAGUAUGAACUAAAAAUACAUUUACUUAAAAAAUCGAAUACUACUACUAUUAUUAGUUGUCGUUCCGUUAAAUAGCUACUAAAAGGUUUCCGCGAGUGCAUGUGCGUCCCGUCAUCCCGUGUGAUGAAAACGGCAGGUAUACGUUCGCUCCCUCUCUCUCACACAGUAGGUUGCGUCUCGCUCGUUGCGUUAGCGCAUUGUUUCGUUCGUGUCAUCGUGUGACGUUUGUCAGUCGUUGUUCAAGUGCGAUAAAGUGCGGUCGCGUCCAGUUCAAAAUAUAUAUUAAGAGUUGUAACACCCCCAAAUUUAAAUAAUUUAAAAUUGCACAAUGGCAUCUUUAGGAAAAAGAGUCAGCGAAUCAGGAAAAAAUAUCGUCUACAUGGUUGAGUCUUACAUGUAUGUAUGUCCAUGUAUGUAUCCCACACUAAAGGGAAAUCUUGGAGUGAUGACAAGAAAAACGGAGUAAAAAAGCCAAUUUCAAAAGGUCAACGUUUGAUAAUAGUUCAUGCGGGUAAUGAAAAAGGCUUUGUACCCGGUGCCUUUUUAACGUAUAAAUCCACGGACACUACAGGUGACUAUCACAAUGAAAUGAAUAGCGAUAACUACGAAAAAUGGCUGGUUAAUCAAUUAAUACCAAAUAUACUCCGUGAUUCUGUUCUAGUUAUCCAUAACGCACCCUAUCACAAUAAAUACACACACCGGCAAUGUGUGUAUGUUGAAAGACCCCCCAACUCGAACACCAUUAAACAGGAAAUGAUCCACUGGUUAAACAGACACCAAAUUCCAGUAGAUCCAAAAUUAACAAAAACCCAGAUUUACGCUAUUAUAUGUCAGCACAAGGAGAGGCAUACAGAGUUUUCCGUGGACAAAGUACUUGCCGAACAUGGGCACACUGUGUUGCGAUUGCCACCAUAUCAUCCGGAUUUUAAUCCAAUAGAAAAUAUAUGGUCUCAACUGAAAGGCUAUGUAGCCUCUAGAAAUGUGGGUAUGAAUUUAACUACAGUAAAAACAUUAUUGACUGAAAAAGUAAACAUGAUCGGGGCUGAAGAUUGGAAAAAGGUUUGCGAUCAUGCAAUCAAAUGUGAGAAUGAAUAUAGAAGCAUUCAACACGGUUUAGACAAUUACACUGAUAGACUAGUGUUAAAUACGGCUGACAGUGACAGUGAUAAUGAUCUCUUUGAGAGCACAGAUAGUGAAAUGGAAGUAAUUGAGAAUUAGAAUUAUUAUUUUUUUUAUUACAAUGUCUCAUUUUAACAAUAUGAUUAAUGUUGUUUAUUAUGUACACUACAGCUGUAAUUUUCCAAAAUAAUUAAAUACGAAAACAUAAUGGGAACAUGUUUUUUUUUUUAUUUUAUUUUACCCCAACCUAAAGCCAUCACUAUAGAAAAAUUGGCGUAUUUUAUACAAAUAAUAAUUAUCAAAAGCAGCAAAUCAUAAUUGUUUUAUACCGGACUGUUUGUAUUUCGUGCGAGAGAGAUAGCGCUCUACGAAGCCGAAAUUAGCCGAUUGUCUCUUUCCAAAGGUCGAUGUGCAAUAUUUAUUGCCGGUCCCUGUACGUGUCCAAAUGGGUUGACAAAAGACCUGUACAAAUGAUUACCACCCUAAACCAUCCUAAAAUAAUCAAUGAUCAUAACAGACACGGUCAACCUAAAUCUAAACCGCUGGAAGUCUCGAUUUAUAAUAAGUAUAUGUCAGGUAUUACCGUUCCGACCAAAUGGUCUCAUACUAUUCAUCUCCCAGUAAGACAGUAAGGUGGUAUAAAAAAGUACUUUUCCAUAUACUAGACCUAGCAGUUUGGAACAGCUUUUAUAUUUAUAAAAAAUAUCGUAAAGGUAAUGCUAAGAGUUAUGAAUUUAUAGACUUUCGAGAGGAUUUAAUCAUAAGACUCUUAAAAUUAGAUCCAGCCCUAAAACCAGACAAAUUAAUAAAACAUCGUAAAUAUGAUAAUCGACAGAAAGCAAGAAAAGAAUCUGUACCCACCUCGAAUGAAGAAACAUCUUUUCCGACUGGUCACUGGCCUGAAAAGAUACCUAAGAAAAUCUCUUCUAAUAAGAAUACAUUUUUGAAAUGCAAGAUGUGUACUAAGAACAAGACACGAAAAGAAACUAGCUACAGGUGCAAAGGCUGCCUAGACAAGCCAGCUUUAUGCCCUUCAUGUUUUGAAGAGUGGCAUACCAAACAGCCACAAACCUAUAGUCUAUAUCUACUUACUUUACAUUCCUAAGAUUAUCUUGUUUGUUAAUGAUUAAUAAAUAGGUACAUGUACAAUUAAGGCUGAUUAAAAAGAAAAAAAGAUUUUGGGUUCGUAUAAAUAAGAAUGUUAAGAGUUUUUGAUUAAACUUAUGUUCCUAUACAUAUAUCCAGUUGUAUCAUUACAAUUCCCUUAGUUUAAGUUGAAGCCUAUGAACGUUGUGUCUUUUAGUAUGGUAUGUCAGACAUACGUGGUGGCGGCAGCGUAUAUAGACGUCUGACGUGAAAUAACGUUCUUUAGA